AUGGAUCGCGACAAAUCCAAAAAUUCCGAUUCCUCAUCGGACGAAGAUUUACGAGGAAUGACGCCUAUUCCGCCUAAUGUGUUAAUUUCGCCCGUAAUACUAUUAACUAAAGAAGAAAUGGCUCAACAACGGGCCCUCAAAAGAUCUGCUAAGUUAGAACGUCGUUCCUCGGGAUCAUUUAUGACUAUAGAAUCGGACAGCGGAAUCGUACUAGAAAGAGAUUACGAAAAACCGAUCGUUUCACAGCUUCCUACGGUAAAAGAGUCGCCUUCGAAUAGUCAGGAAUCUGAUUCGGAUUCGAUAAAAAAUAAAUCGGGCCAGGUUUCUAUCAUAGAAGAGUUGACUUCGAGGAGCCAGCAAUCCGAAGCGGUAAAAGACGAAUCGGGCCAGGUUUCUACCAUAGAAGAAUUGCCUUCGAAGAGUCAGCAAUCCGAAGCGGUAAAAGACAAAUCGGGCCAGGUUUCUACCAUAGAAGAGUUGUCUUCGAAAAGUCAGCGAUCCGAAGCGGCAAAAGACAAAUCGGGUCAAGUUCCUACUGUAGAAAAGUUACCUUUAAAGAUCCAGGAAUCCGAUUCGAUAAAAACCAAAACGGAGAAGGCACUAGUUACAGGAUCGGCUCAAAGCAAGCCAAGGCAAGAGGGAUCUGAGCCGAAAUCGAGACAAAGCAAGGAUUAUAACGAAAAAGUGCCGGUAGCUAGCUCUUCAACUUUAAACGCGCCAAUAUCACCAUCACUUAGUCCGUAUUCACCUCGUAUUUCUGAAAAGAUUUCACCAUCUACAUCGGAAAGGAAACCUUCUCCAGCUCAGCAAGUGCAAAAAGUGGUUAUGUCAAAAAAAAGGAAAUUAGAAGAAAUUGAACAGAUGCAUUCUGGUUUCCUUUCAUUUGCACGAAAACGAUCAGAUCGCGUGCGAAAAAAAUUGCAAU
Ambispora leptoticha is the source of this 925-nucleotide messenger RNA. The record is from the annotation of a GenBank genome assembly. NCBI's taxonomy places the organism in Eukaryota, Fungi, Glomeromycota, Glomeromycetes, Archaeosporales, Ambisporaceae.